This is a messenger RNA of Ogataea haglerorum, 4197 nucleotides long. RefSeq lists its product as uncharacterized. The coding region runs from base 1 to 4197 and encodes 1398 amino acids. Gene Ontology annotation, biological process: transmembrane transport. The transcript has a single exon. The record is from RefSeq and is a predicted model, not a curated record. Lineage: Eukaryota; Fungi; Ascomycota; Pichiomycetes; Pichiales; Pichiaceae. Gene Ontology annotation, molecular function: ATP binding; ATP hydrolysis activity; ABC-type xenobiotic transporter activity. Gene Ontology annotation, cellular component: plasma membrane.
AUGACAUUGAAAGUCGAAAUAACAGAGUCAUCCACUGAUGUCGAGCAAGGUAGCAUAAAUUCACGUAUCCAGAUUAUUCAUAAAAGGUUACUCUCAAAAUUUCUACUUGACAAACGAAUUCCAGAUAUUCCAACUGAUGCCGAAAGAAAGGAUCUACCCUAUGGUACGACAAAUAUUUUUUCUGAAGCGUUUUUCAGCUGGUGUAGUCCAAUCCUGAAAGUUGGGUAUCGGAGGGUCUUAGUACCCGAGGAUAUAUUCAAAAUUUCCCCAGGUUCCCGUUAUGAUGUUGGUGAGUUGACCGCAAAAUUUGAAGUUGCACUUAAACAACGAAUAGCCAAAAGCCAGAAACAAACCGGCGAGAUUCAGAGAUCUCUGAAAUCUAAGAAAUCUAAGAAAGUGAGAAAUGAGCGUCCUUUAUCUCGUUUCAUUAUUGCACUUGCUUUGUUUGACGUUUUCAGGAAACAGAUCUUAUAUUGCGUCUUGAUCAGAACUUGUGGAGAUGUCUCUGCCGGAAUGAAUGCUCUGCAGGUGCGAAAGAUUGUUGAGAUGGUGUCAAAAUCGUCAGAUACAAGUCCGCAACCUUCUGGUUACGGCUUUGCCGUCGGAAUUGCAUGCCUUGUUUUACUUCAAGGCCUGGCCUAUUCACACUAUAUGAUAGCCGCGCAAUUCUGUGGUGCCCAGAUAAGAAGCGUUUUGAGUCACUCAAUUCUUCAAAAGUCCAUGCUCAUUGAUAGGGAAGGGAAAGCUCUUUAUCCUUCUUCGAAAAUUAUUUCGAUUUUUUCAAACGAUAUCUCGAAAGUAGAGCUAUGCAUUUGGUACUUUGGGUUCAUUUUAAGUCUUCCAAUAGGCCUAACAAUUACAAUAAUUCUUCUUGUCAUCAAUCUGGGAGCAGCAUCCUUGGCGGGAAUUGCAUACUUCUUACUCAUUACAAUUGUUUCGAGUAUCCUGAUCAGACACUUUAUGAAACUAAGAGUGGCUUCAAAUAGAGGAACUGACCAACGAAUCAAAUGCCUCAAAGACGUUCUCUCCAGCAUGAAGAUAAUAAAGUUCUACUUUUGGGAGAUCCCAUAUUUGAAGCUGUUAACAAACUACCGGGCAAUAGAAAUGGCAAACAUUCUUAAAUUACAAGUUAUCAGAAACUUAAUAACUGCUACCGUUGUUACACUACCGAAUGUCUCCUCCAUGGUCAGCUUUCUUGUUGUAUUUGCAACAAACAAUGGAAAACUCACAUCUGCCUCUAACGUGUUUUCGUCUGUUUCGCUGUUCAACAUCAUGAUUGGCUACGUCUCCCAGUUUCCGACCGCCCUUAACACAUUGAGUGACGCAUACAUUGCGAUUGGAAGACUACAGGCUUUCUUGCUGCACCCAAAUGAGGUUGCAGAUCCACUGCGUAUAGUUAGCGGAAAGGAAUGCUCAAAAUGGGCACUCAGUAUCAAGCAAGGACGGUUCAGCUGGGCUCCAUCAUCUGAGAUCUUAUCAUCCACAACAGAUACCAGUUUGAUGAUUCCUGGGAGAAAGUAUUUCUCAACAUGUGAAGAUAGCACACAUAUUACUACGACGGUCGACUCUUUUCAAGGUCUGAAAGAUGUUAACCUUUCCAUUCGUCACGGAGAGCUAAUCAUCGUAACUGGGCCAAUCGGCUCAGGAAAAAGCUCUCUUAUAGCGGCCAUGAGUGGUCUCAUGCCUCAUAUUGAUGGAUCUGUAUCUGUUUCAGGUUUAGUGACAUUUUGCGGCACACCAUGGAUGCAAAACGCAUCUGUCAAGGAUAAUAUCAUUUUUGGAGAAGUGCCCAAUCCUACAAAAUAUCAGCAGGUGGUCGAAGCCUGUUCUUUGGCUACUGAUUUUUCCGUAUUACCAGCUGGUGAUGAAACGGAAACUGGCGAACGUGGAGUGAACCUCUCGGGAGGCCAGAAAGCGAGAAUACAUCUUGCAAGAGCUGUUUACUACGUUUAUGGGAAACAAGACAGAAACAUCAUACUUCUAGAUGACAUUUUGAGUGCCGUUGAUGCAAAAGUAGGUGAACAUAUCAUGAGUGAAUGCAUCGGUGGAAUUCUUCGAGACAAGACACGAAUUCUUGCCACUCACCAACUUUCCCUCAUUGAUUUGGCUGACCGACUGGUAUUCAUUAACUCCAAUGGAAGCAUUGACCUUGCUACCAAAGAAGAGCUAAGAAAUACCAAUCCUGAAUUUGCUUCUUUACUGGAAUAUCAAUCUUCCAAGUCGCGUGAAAAUGAAGAGGACCAAACCUCUGAAGCUGAAAUAUCCUCUAAUUUUGAGAAGGCCAUAUCUCUCAAUUCGGAAUCAUCAGACUCCCAUAUAAAGGAGAAAAGCUUGAAAAUCAAUCCAUCUAAGAAAGAUGGAAAGUUGAUAUUAGAGGAGAGUCGGCAAAUAAACAGCAUUCGUCUAUCAACAAUCAUUCAGUAUCUAAGAGAAGGGUGUCGACCCUGGGGUAUGGUGGUGAUUUUGCCAUGCUUUCUAGUCUCUAUUAUUUGCACUACGGUGUGCAUGCUAUUACAGAAUGUAUGGUUAAAAUUCUGGGCUUCAGAUCAUUUUCAAGGUCGCUCAGGCUCAUUUUACAUUGGGAUUUACGUUCUGGUCACUGUUCUCUACGUUACUUGCGCGGAAUGGCAGUUUUCGACGGUGGCUUACAUCUGUAAUAACUCCUCAAAGAACCUCAAAAUUAAAGCCAUGCGUCGUUUGAUGCAUGCAACAAUGUCCUUCUUUGAUACAACACCAAUGGGAAGGAUUCUCAAUAGAUUCAGUAAGGAUGCAGACACUCUCGACAACGCAAUAGUGGAACAGGCUCGUCUUUUCUGUUUUGGAAUUUCCAAUAUGUGUGGAAUUCUGGUGAUCUCAUGUGUUUAUCUUCCGUGGUUUGCAAUAGCAGUUCCGCUCGUUCUUUUUAUUUCAUACUGUUUCUAUUCUUACUACCAAGCUUCUGGUCAAGAACUCAAUCGUAUUGAAGCAACACAGAGGUCUUUGACAUAUUCUUGCCUUGAAGAAAUUUUGAGCGGACUAGACAUCAUCAAAUAUCACAACGCGGCUACCAAGUUCACUCAAAAAUUCCUUGAGUACAUAUAUCUGCAAAAUGAGGCUUACUUUUCACUUCUUGGUGCGCAAAGGUGGCUAGUUGUUCGACUUGUUGUGUGUUCAGCAUUACUCAACUUGAUCAUUGAAGCACUUUGCGUGAGCAAGGUGGUGAAUGUCAAUGAUGGUGACACCGGAUUACUUGUGUCAUAUAUGGUUUCCUUUUCCACCCAGCUAAUUUCAAUUUCUCGGUCAAUGGGUCAAUUGGAGCAAUUUUUGUCCUCUGUGGAAAGAGUGGUGGAAUAUGCUGAUAGUCUACCUCAAGAGGCUAGCUACUACUCCCAGCCUGAAUGUCAACCAUCCAAAACCUGGCCUGAAAAAGGAGAAAUAGUGUUCAAAAAUGUGAACAUGAGCUACAGGCCCGGCUUACCUCUUGCUCUUCGUAAUCUUGAUGUUCAUAUUAGAGGAGGAGAAAAGGUCGGAAUUUGCGGUCGAACAGGAUCAGGCAAGUCGACUAUAAUGACUGCACUUUAUCGUCUAUGCGGUCCAGGAGAGGGAAAUAUAAUUAUUGAUGGAGUUGAUAUCCUCACUAUUGGUCUUUAUGACUUACGGUCUAAGCUCACAAUUAUUCCCCAGGAUUCUGUUUUGUUUAAGGGUAUGCUGCGACAAAACCUUGAUCCAUUUGAUGAUCUGGAAGAUGACUCAUUGUACAGCUAUCUGAUUGAAGCAGGCUGUAUUGAUCAAAGCGAGCUACCAGGCAUCAAAGAACAAGACCCUACAAGAGGGAAACGGUUGCAUCCAUUCCAGUUGGACGUUGCAGUCGAUGAGGGUGGUUCCAACUAUUCUCUUGGGCAGAAGCAGGUUCUUUCACUCUGUCGAGCUUUGAUCAGAAAAUCCAAAAUACUUAUUCUCGAUGAAGCUACGUCAAGUGUGGACUAUAAAACAGAUGCACGCAUUCAAAACAUCGUGAGAUCGAAAUUUGCAGAUUGUACCGUUCUCACUAUUGCUCAUAGACUAAAAACCAUUCUAGACUAUGAUAAAGUUCUGGUCAUGGAUGAAGGGCGCUGUCUGGAGUUUGACACUCCAUGGAACCUUUUCAACUCAGAGCAUAGUACGUUCCGUGCAAUGUGCAUGAUGUCGGGUAUUCAGGAAACUGAUUUCGCAAAAUAG